AUUGGCCAACUGAUCAAUUCGGAGGAUGCAGACAUCCUCUGCCUACAGGAGACAAAAUUGAAGGACAGCGAUGUUGCAGCAUGUGAGAAGCUUCUCCGGCCUGGCCUCCAGGAUUGGCAUUUCUACUUCAACAACUCCAUCGCGAAGAAGGGCUACUCUGGAGUUGCAGUGCUGUCAAGGGCGAAGCCCCUGAGCGUCACAAAUGGUUUGGGAAAGGAAGAUCAUGACCAGGAGGGCCGCGUCAUCACUGCAGAGUACCCAUCAUUCUACGUUGUCAAUGUGUACGUGCCCAACUCUGGAGAGGGCCUGAAGAGGUUGGAGUACAGGGUUGGCUCCUGGGACGUUGCCUUCGCUGACUACCUGGCCGGCUUGGGAGCAAAGAAGCCGGUCAUCCUCACUGGGGACCUAAACUGCGCUCACCAGGAGAUUGACAUACACGACCCGAAAAGGAAUCUGAAAUCUGCAGGGUUCACAGAGGAAGAGAGGAAGUCCUUCAGCGCGCAGCUGCUGCAGAGAGGCUUCAAGGACACCUUCAGAGAAAAGUACCCUGAUGUGGUUGGCUACACAUACUGGAACUACCGGACUGGAGCCCGAGUAAGAAAUCGGGGUUGGCGCUUGGAUUACUUUCUGGUGUCUGAGGCACUGGCAGAGAGGGUGCAUGACAUAUUCCACCUGCCAGAUGUGCAAGGCUCGGAUCACUGCCCCGUUGGCCUUGUCCUGCAUCGUGUUGGGGAGACCUGA
This is a messenger RNA of Coccomyxa subellipsoidea C-169, 741 nucleotides long. RefSeq lists its product as hypothetical. The record is from RefSeq and is a predicted model, not a curated record. The transcript is spliced from 5 exons. Gene Ontology annotation, molecular function: phosphoric diester hydrolase activity; DNA binding; endonuclease activity. The annotation marks the transcript as partial. Lineage: Eukaryota; Viridiplantae; Chlorophyta; Trebouxiophyceae; Coccomyxaceae. Gene Ontology annotation, biological process: base-excision repair. Gene Ontology annotation, cellular component: nucleus.